Messenger RNA from Eleginops maclovinus (Patagonian blennie), 2228 nucleotides. It is a transcript of the gene gpr132b, whose product is annotated as G protein-coupled receptor 132b. Gene Ontology annotation, biological process: G1/S transition of mitotic cell cycle; G protein-coupled receptor signaling pathway; negative regulation of G2/M transition of mitotic cell cycle. Gene Ontology annotation, cellular component: membrane. The record is from RefSeq and is a predicted model, not a curated record. Lineage: Eukaryota; Metazoa; Chordata; Actinopteri; Perciformes; Eleginopidae. Gene Ontology annotation, molecular function: G protein-coupled receptor activity.
ACGUAACAACGUGCUAAUGUUACAAGUACACGGUCUCGCAGCAACUCAUUUACAAAUGUAUUCUCUGAAGUCUUUCUUUGUUCUUAACUCAAACACAUUCAUUCAAGAUUAUCAUAUCUAACAAAACAAGAACCAAAUGGAAAGUAUUGUGAAGGAGUAUAACCCUUUGUGCAUGUACAGUGCAGUGCGUACAUGCAGUGAUAACAUGUACUCCUGUCGGCUGUACUCACUGGCACCACGUUAACAUAGCAUUAGCGCUAUUAGCAUUGAAAGAAGUGUGACCUCAGACCAGCGGUUCACUUGUUCUCAUCGGCAGAAAACACUUGAACUGUCACGCAAACUCGUGCUUCAUAAACGCAGUGUUGCAUCUCAGGCAGUGGCGGUUCUUCCAUUAGGCAAACCUCGGCAAUUGCCUAGGGCCUCAACCAAAUAGGGGCCCCCAAAUCUGACCAUCCCAGUCACAGUAAAGACACAAAAAACGAAUGUUAAUUUGUUACUUAAGUGAAGUAAAAAAACAAAACACAUUUCUAAUAAAAAAACCAGAAAUAUCAGCAUAAUACCGAAUUAAUGUCUAAAUAAUAAUUGUCCAAGCACACAUACCCCCCUCCAUUACUGUGCAUUGACUAGUCCAUAAUAUGAUGACGUAGCAAUAAUGACGUGCCUUCAAACCAAAGCAGCGGGAAGUAAACUGUAUGCGACUCGGUAAAAAUGAAGCGGAGCUACGAAAGUGGUUAUUCUAAAAGAAAGAGAGCAAAAGAGAGCAAAAGAAUUGCAGAUACACUGCCAAAAUGAACGUCCUUUGGCUUUUUUACAUCUCCUGCUGCUACAGCAUCCGCUGUAGUAGCUCCUGAACUUGCUAGUUCUACAUGCUCAGCAGGUAUUGACGAGGAACAUGUUGAAGUGGAAGGAGAGGUGGCUAUGGGUGCCGAAGGAGAAGAGGUGGCUAUGGAAGCCGAAGCAGAGGAACAGGUGACUCUGGAUGAUGAAGACGAAGGUGAUUUAGUGUGAGAAGACAACAGGGGAAAAGACAGAUGAACAACAUCACCUUCUAUCAGUGAGCCCUGGCUGAACAAGGUUGGGUUCCAUACAGCUGCUCACCACUUUUCUAUGAUAUGAAGACUUUUGAGAAGACGACAACAAUGUUGAGUCAGAGCGAGCAGACGGAGGACGGAGCAGCGAGACAUGAUGCACGAGCCCCCGGUGAGCGACGCUCUGACCAACAACGCAAGCGGUCUGGACUGCCAGCCUCGGUACGCGAGGCCCGGCUGCCGCUGCCGCUGCUGUACGGCAGCGUGCUGACGGUCGGGCUGCCAGCUAACCUGCUGACCGUGGGCCUCACCUGGCUGCAGGUGCGCAGGAACAACGUGCUGGCCGUGUACCUGCUGAGCCUCUCGCUGUGCGCCACCUACCUGUUCACGCUGCCGCUGUGGGCCACCUACGUGAGAGCGGGGCACUGCUGGCCCUGGAGCUCUACCGCCUGCAAGCUAACGGGCUACAUCUUCUUCACCAACAUGUACAUCAGCAUCUUCUGCACCCCCCUGCAGGACUGUCUGCUGGAGCGGACGCUCCACACGCCGUACACCGUGACCCUCGGUCUGUCGACCGUCAACAGCGCCGCUAACCCCCUCCUCUACGUCCUGUCCAGCACCAGCAUCCGCCAAGACCUGCAGCACGGCUUGCUGGCGGUCUGUGGCCGCCGGCGGCCUGACAGGGACCAUAACCAGAAUCAAAUGCAGAUCCAGCUGCAGAACUGGUUGGAGCUGAACACAGCGACGGAGACCGAGAGAGGAGAGAUCCCGAGCCGGCAGACGCCAUCUUGUUUCCAACCAUUGUUUCCUAACUGAACACCCCCCACUCCCCCUGCUGUCAGACAGGAAGCAGCUGCUUCUCCAGGUCCUCCUGAAGGGGCGCUGCAGGACACCUUCAACACAGUCUGAAAUAAACUGUCACAUGAUGUUAUCCACUGAAUAAACCCCUACUUUCUGUUUGUCUUCUGGUCUUGCUGCUUGCUGCCAUUGCAACAGCUGUCGUUCUGCUCUGUUUGGCUCUCCUGUCUGAUUGGCUCCCUUGUCUCUGCUCUCUGAUGUAUCGUCGCUCUCUGAUUGGGCGGCUAUGUAAACAAGCAGACAGGCACCCCCCCUGGUGAAUAUUUAAUGAGCCUGUCAGACAGGGCUGAGGGCGAGUGUGUUAUAAAUAAAGGAUAUUUUAUUUCUGUUUCUUUAUAAACA